AUGAAUACAAUUCGUCAGCUUCUAGCCCAUGUCUCUGAAUCCAAGCUCAGCACUUCGCUGGUGCCUAUCACUAAUGCUCUCGACGGGUUUGAAAAGCGAGAUUGGAUUGUUACUUCUUAUCUUUUAACCUACACUGGUAAUGUACUGCAUUGUCGAUUCCUCGUGGUAUACGCCAAGUUGGGAGAUGUAUUCGGCCGGAAAACUAUGUUCCUCCUGGCCCUGGCCUUGUUUACUCUCUUCUCGAUCCUUUGCGGUGCUACAAAUGAUGUUGUGGAACUCAUUAUAUUCCGUGCUUUUCAAGGCAUGGGAGCCUCUGGCAUAUACUCCAUGAUUUUGGCUAUAGCGCCAACUUUGGUCCCACAGGAAAAGUUUGGGAAAUAUCUUGCGGUAAUAGCCUCCGUUUUCGCUAUUGCUAGUAUUUUAGUGCCAAUUCUUGGGGAUAUAAUUGGCACGAAUUCAGCAUGGAGAUGGAUCUUCCUAUUGAAAGCGCCAGCGGGAUGUGUCUGUAUCGGGAUUGUGACAUUAUAUUUGCCAUCAUCAAUAUCGUCCCAGACGGAUGUGAAGUUCGCAGAUCAUUUCCGGGCCAAGGUCUCCAAAUCGGCGCUGAAAAGAGUCGAUGUUGUUGGCGUGGUGCUACUCCUUGCAUCGUCCAUUCCGCUCGUUUUUGCCUUGGAGGAGGCUGGCACUCGCUAUUCCUGGAGCGACGCUGUCAUUAUAACCACAUUCUCUGUAGGGGGCAUUGCGGGUAUUUUGUUCGUUUUCUGGGAGUUGUUUCUUGAAAAAUCAACCUCAUUACAGGAACCCGUGUUCCCACUUAGGCUCCUCAAGAAAAGAGUGGUGGCUGCUAUGAUGGCGACUGCUUUCUUCACCGGUUUCCCAUUUGUCGCAAUUGUCGUCAAUAUCCCCCAACGUGCUCAGGCUGUCAGUGGACUCUCCUCAGUAAAGGCAGGACUAGCAUUACUCCCUUUACUUCUCACAUCCCCGCUUGCCACAGCGGCUUCCGGCAUAUUCACCUCAAACUUCAAAAUCCCUCCUUUUUACCUGAUACUUCUAGGAUCGGUUCUUCAAGUAAUUGGCGUAGGCUUAACAUGCGCGCUGCCAACCAAAUCGUUUGAUGUCUCGCCCCAACAGUACGGAUACAAAGCUCUCAUGGGACUUGGGUUUGGGCUGAGUUUGACUACCAUUUUGACCCUUGCGCCGCUGGUGAUAAAGGACCCUGAUUUAGGUAUUGUGUAUUACGACGCCCAUGUUUUAGGCGGCACUGAACCACUAGCAAAAUGCUCGACAAUCCUCAAUAACGAUCUCCGACCAAAGUUGGCAUCCGUAAUCAGCCCCUCUCAACUACGAGCCAUCUCAGAUUCCCUCGCUUCCAUUGACAACUUAACACCCGCCCAACAGUCUGCGGCGUGUCACUUUUAACAUCCAUG
Molecule: messenger RNA, 1427 nt
Organism: Blastomyces dermatitidis ER-3
Lineage: Eukaryota; Fungi; Ascomycota; Eurotiomycetes; Onygenales; Ajellomycetaceae
Product: MFS multidrug transporter
Exons: 8
Coding region: 1-1419 (472 amino acids)
Biological process (GO): transmembrane transport
Molecular function (GO): transmembrane transporter activity
Source: RefSeq, a predicted model, not a curated record